ACACAAAUAGAAAGAAAAAAGUUGGAGAAGUCUAUUAAGAGACUACACACUUAUUUUUAAUGAGGUGUAUAGAAUUUAUUCAGCUUGUAAAAUAGUUUUCAUACUUUAAUAUGCAUAAAAUUGCCUGGAGUCCUUAUUAAAGAUGCACCUUCUUCCGAAAUUAAAUGAACAGGUCUGGGAAUUUGCAUUUGCAUUUGUGCUAUACCCUACGAGACUGAUUCAGGUGGAAUUCAAAGAAGUAAAGUGAUCGGCCUUACACGGUCUGAAGCCUAACUUUGAAUUUUACCAAUAUCUGAUUGCAUUAAGUAAUCUAAGAUUGGUGAUGCCCAUAGUUAUAAUGCAGAAAGAAAGUUAAACAUCUUCUUGGGCCUCAAGACAUCUCUAAAAUGUUUCAUUUAUAGUGUGAGUGUUUAACUUAAAAAACUAACAAAAAGAAAACAGGCAUUUAAGCAGGAAAUAUAAGAGCACCAAAAUCCAAGAGAAACAAUAGACAACAGAAAUAGACUCAUAAGAAAUCCAGAUAAUGGAGUUAUUAGACUUAAAAUACUGUGCUUAUUAUACUAAAAAAAAAAUACAAAAUUGAAAAGUAGGGCAAAGCUAUUAAAUAAGAAUCAAAUAUAAUUCUAAAACUUAUGAUAAGAAAAAUUCAUGGACUUAGUGUUUAGGAAUAAUAUUAGACUAAACAGAAUUGAAAUGAGAAUUUAUAAACUAAAUGAUUUGUCAAUAGAAAAAUAUAGCAUAAGGCUUACACAAAAGAAUGGAAAAUACUAAAAAAAUCAAAGGCAUAUAUUGAAUGCGGUGAAUAAGUUUAAAAUAUAUACAUAUUAUUGGAAUCUUAGAAGGAGAGGAACGAAAUUAUAGGAUAGAAUACUUGAGGCAGUGAUAGCUGAGAAUUUUCCAGAGCUGAGAACGAUAUCAAGAUUCAAGAAAUGCUGUGCAUCCCAAGCUGAAAAAUAUAAACAAAGCCAUACUGAAUGAAAAUAUUGAAAAGCAAAGGCAAAAAUAUAUUUCUAAUACUAGCCAGAGAAAAUGAUAUAUUAUCUUCAAAGUAAGGAUAAGACAAAGAAAUGAUUUCUCAAGAGAAAUGAUGGAAGCCAGAAAAACAAUGUGCUAUCUUCAACAUGCCAAAAGAAAACAACUGCCAAUAUAGAAUUCUUUGACCAAGGAAAGAAUCCUUCAGAUAUGAAGGUGAAAAAAGUCAUUUUCAGACAAAUAAAAACUAUAGAAUUUGAUACCACCUGACCUGCACAAGGAAAUACAAAAUAGUCUUUGGAACGGAAGGGUAAUUAUUCCAGAUGAAAGCUUGAGGACACAGGGAAAAAUGCAGACAGACAAAAUGUGAAUAUUAUGAGUAAAUUUUAAUAUAGACUAUUUAAAACAAUAAUAUAAUUUCUUACGGAGCUGAAGAUAUGUAUAAAAUUAAACUACACAACAAUAUUAGCAUAUAAAUUAAGAUACUAGCCUCCAAGAUGUCUUUCAAUGAUCCCCAACUCCUCAUAUCCACAUUCUUCAGUUGUCUCCUUCCAUGUUGUACCAAGGUUGGUCUAUGUGGCCAGUAGCAUAUAGCAGAACUCAUGGUACAUCUCUUUCUAGAUUAGGUUAUAAAACACACAGAGGCUUACAUCUUGGGUGCACACACACUCUAGCUCUCUCUCUUUCUCAUUUCUCACUCGGGGGAAUUCAACUGCACAUGGCGAGGACAUUCAGGCAGCCUAUGGAGAGGCCCACAUGGUGAGGAACUGAGAUCUCUGGCCAAUAGAGAGGAACGGAGGCCUGCCAACAACCAUAGACAGUAUAAAAUGAAAGAAACCUUUGACCUCCCAGACGUCUAUAAGCAAGAAUCAGGCUGAAAACUUACUCAACUGUAAACAUGUGCUAACUCGUGAAAAAAGGAUGACUCAGAGAGCAGAACCAAAUGUUAUGAAAAGUCAUCUUCAGGCAAAGGUGGUUGAACAGGGUAUGUUUGUAAAGCACUGCAAAGUAGAGGUAUAUCUCACAGAAUUGAAGCUCUGUGAAAAUGGAAACAUGAACAAUGUUGUAACUCGAAGAUUUAGCAAAGCUGACACAAUAGAUACAAUUGAAAAAGAAAUAAGGAAAAUCUUCAAUAUUCCAGAUGAAAAGGAGACCAGAUUGUGGAACAAAUACAUGAGUAAUACGUUUGAACCACUGAAUAAACCAGACAGCACCAUUCAGGAUGCUGGUUUAUACCAAGGACAGGUGUUAGUAAUAGAACAGAAAAAUGAAGACGGAACAUGGCCAAGGGGUCCUUCUACUCCUAAGUCCCCAGGUGCAUCCAAUUUUUCAACUUUACCAAAGAUCUCUCCUUCAUCUCUAUCAAAUAAUUAUAACAACAUCAACAACAGAAAUGUGAAAAACUCAAAUUAUUGUCUUCCAUCAUAUACUGCUUAUAAGAACUAUGAUUAUUCAGAACCUGGAAGAAACAAUGAACAACCAGGCCUCUGUGGCCUAAGUAACUUGGGAAAUACAUGUUUCAUGAACUCAGCUAUUCAGUGUUUGAGCAAUACACCUCCACUUACUGAAUAUUUCCUCAAUGAUAAGUAUCAAGAAGAACUGAAUUUUGACAAUCCCUUAGGAAUGAGAGGUGAAAUAGCUAAAUCUUACGCUGAACUGAUCAAGCAAAUGUGGUCUGGAAAGUUUAGCUACGUCACCCCAAGAGCCUUUAAGACACAGGUAGGACGUUUUGCACCUCAGUUCUCUGGAUAUCAGCAGCAAGACUGUCAAGAACUAUUAGCUUUCCUAUUAGAUGGACUACAUGAAGAUUUGAAUAGAAUUAGGAAAAAACCAUAUAUACAACUAAAAGAUGCUGAUGGAAGACCAGAUAAGGUGGUUGCAGAAGAAGCCUGGGAAAACCAUUUAAAACGAAAUGAUUCUAUCAUAGUAGAUAUAUUUCAUGGCCUUUUCAAAUCAACUUUAGUUUGUCCCGAGUGUGCUAAGAUUUCAGUAACAUUUGAUCCUUUUUGUUACUUGACACUUCCAUUGCCAAUGAAAAAAGAACGUACGUUGGAAGUUUAUUUAGUUAGAAUGGAUCCACUUACCAAACCUAUGCAGUACAAAGUGGUUGUCCCUAAAAUUGGAAACAUACUAGAUCUUUGUACAGCAUUGUCUACUUUGUCAGCAGUACCUGCAGAUAAGAUGAUAGUUACUGAUAUAUACAAUCAUAGAUUUCACAGAAUAUUCGCUAUGGAUGAAAACCUUAGUAGUAUUAUGGAACGGGAUGAUAUUUAUGUGUUUGAAAUUAACAUCAAUAGGACAGAAGAUACAGAGCAUGUGAUUAUUCCUGUUUGCCUAAGAGAAAAAUUCAGGCACUCAAGUUACACCCACCAUACUGGUUCUUCCCUUUUUGGUCAACCUUUUCUUAUGGCUGUACCACGAAACAAUACUGAAGAUAAACUUUAUAAUCUCCUGCUUUUGAGAAUGUGCCGAUAUGUUAAAAUAUCUACUGGAACUGAAGAAACUGAAGGAUCCCUACAUUGCUGUAAGGACCAAAAUAUUAAUGGGAAUGGCCCAAAUGGCAUACAUGAAGAAGGCUCACCAAGUGAAAUGGAAACAGAUGAGCCAGAUGAUGAAUCCAGCCAGGAUCAAGAACUUCCCUCAGAGAAUGAGAACAGUCAGUCUGAAGAUUCAGUUGGAGGAGAUAAUGAUUCUGAAAAUGGAUUAUGUACUGAGGAAACUUGCAAAGGUCAACUCAUGGGACACAAAAAACGACUGUUUACAUUCCAGUUCAACAACUUAGGCAACACUGAUAUCAACUACAUCAAAGAUGAUACCAGGCAUAUAAGAUUUGAUGACAGGCAGCUUAGGCUAGAUGAAAGAUCUUUUCUUGCUUUGGAUUGGGAUCCUGAAUUGAAAAAAAGAUACUUUGAUGAAAAUGCCGCUGAGGAUUUUGAAAAACAUGAAAGUGUGGAAUAUAAACCUCCUAAAAAACCCUUUGUGAAAUUAAAAGAUUGCAUUGAGCUUUUUACAACAAAAGAAAAGCUAGGUGCUGAAGAUCCCUGGUAUUGUCCAAAUUGUAAAGAACAUCAGCAAGCCACAAAGAAAUUGGAUUUAUGGUCCCUGCCUCCAGUACUUGUGGUACAUCUCAAGCGAUUUUCUUACAGUCGAUACAUGAGAGACAAGUUGGAUACCUUAGUUGAUUUUCCAAUCAAUGACUUGGAUAUGUCGGAAUUCUUAAUUAAUCCAAAUGCAGGUCCUUGCCGCUAUAAUUUGAUUGCUGUUUCCAACCACUAUGGAGGGAUGGGAGGAGGACAUUAUACUGCUUUCGCAAAAAAUAAAGAUGAUGGAAAAUGGUACUAUUUUGAUGACAGUAGUGUCUCCACUGCAUCUGAAGACCAAAUUGUGUCCAAAGCAGCAUAUGUACUUUUCUACCAGAGACAAGAUACUUUCAGUGGAACUGGCUUUUUUCCUCUUGACCGGGAAACUAAAGGUGCUUCAGCUGCCACUGGCAUCCCAUUAGAAAGUGAUGAAGAUAGCAAUGAUAAUGACAAUGAUAUAGAAAACGAAAACUGUAUGCACACUAACUAAUGAAAGUCCUAGAAGCCAUAAGAGAGACUUUCCUGCUGGUGGUAUCUAUGGAAAUGAUGAAGUUACCCACCACAUUAAAACAAAAGUCUGAGAUGGGGAGUUUCAGAUAACCGAAUGUAAAUCCUUUAUCAGAUUUUAACUUGUGCAGUACUUGAAGUGAAACACAAUGAAAACUUUAACAGAAAUUGUCUCUUAAUACAUUUACAGUCUUGUAUUUACAAGCUAAAUAUAUAUAGGAAAUCACAAAUAAAUCCCUUUUAAGUUUG
Messenger RNA from Lemur catta (Ring-tailed lemur), 4808 nucleotides. RefSeq names its product ubiquitin specific peptidase 15 (gene USP15). Gene Ontology annotation, molecular function: cysteine-type deubiquitinase activity. The record is from RefSeq and is a predicted model, not a curated record. NCBI's taxonomy places the organism in Eukaryota, Metazoa, Chordata, Mammalia, Primates, Lemuridae. The transcript is spliced from 21 exons. The coding region runs from base 1894 to 4542 and encodes 882 amino acids. Gene Ontology annotation, biological process: protein deubiquitination.